Messenger RNA from Lates calcarifer (barramundi perch), 2769 nucleotides. Its product is annotated as delta-type opioid receptor. Bases 1409 to 2440 code for a protein of 343 amino acids. NCBI's taxonomy places the organism in Eukaryota, Metazoa, Chordata, Actinopteri, Centropomidae. Gene Ontology annotation, cellular component: plasma membrane. Gene Ontology annotation, molecular function: G protein-coupled receptor activity. The transcript has a single exon. The record is from RefSeq and is a predicted model, not a curated record. Gene Ontology annotation, biological process: G protein-coupled receptor signaling pathway.
UCAACAUUUGUCUAGCCCAUGCUAUGAAACUGAAUGAGGCGAAACAUGAAGAAAACCAAGCAGAGGCAUGCAAUGCAAAAGCUGCUCCCCUCUGUUCCUUGCAACCAUAAAUCAAUGCCCUGAAAAUCGAUAGAGAGCAACAUGAAAUCCAUUCACCCCUAUUUCCUCUUUUUCUUCGGUGCUGUUAAUGAGUUGUAAAUCUCUAGCUUGCAGCACUCUUGACUCAAAUUCUUGCUUCUCACUUCUGUUUAUCAUCACAUUGUUGUUGACCUAAGUCUAUCUGGAGUUCUGUAUGUUUUCGCUUGUUGCUUACAGUAAUACAGAUUAGUUGAAUUUACAGCUGUUGAGCUCAGCUGCUUAUACUGACACUGAUAGUUCUUUAUUGCAGUUAUCUGCAGUAGGUGCGAUAGCAGCUCAGUGUUUGCUGUCAAACUGGCAGUCAAUAAUUACCCUGAUUUCUGAAGGCAAACAUGUCUCUCUUUGUGUAUAUACCAUAUCUGUGUAUGUCCUGUAUAUGUGUGUGUGGGGACGGCACUUCUAGAAAAUGUACAGAUCCUUUCAGAAAAUGAGCAGAAACAGUGGACCCUGGGAAAAAACUGUUUUUGGCCUCAUUAGGCCCUCCCACACAGAAAGCAGGCCGGCCCAUCUCUGUCCUGCUCUGUGAUAACCAGUCCAGAGUUCACCUGUCAUCUCUUACUGUUGAGCUAUUCGCCUCUCUUUUCCUCCUCUGCCACCGUCGUGUUUCUAAGGAGAUCCUUUCCUUGGAGGCAGGAGGAAGGCUGAUUGUGGAUUGCAGAGCACAGGGCCUGAUUAAGGUGUCAUGUGGAGUAGCUGCCUGCUAGACCGUGACAGGAAAUCACACAAUCUACAACCGUUCGUCGCCGUUCGUCGCUCUCAGCUCUUGGAUGCUCUUAAAAGGAGUCUGUGGGGAGGGAUGAAAACCCUGAGAAAUCAAUGGUGUCUUGACUUCAGAGGAGAGGUCUGAUUAUUUUGUUCCCUCUACCGAACCCCCAGCCAAUCAGUUGGGGCUGAUUGUGAAAUGGCUUGAUUCACAUAAGAAGCAGCUUCAACACAACUAUGAGAAUGCUGGAUGUGAUUUAAAGGACAAUUCUCUAGGUGGAGGUAAUGUCACUUUCACAUUGUCAGUAGGAACACGAAUAUAUGUAAUAUGUAAUAUGUAAUAUGUAUAUGUAUUUAACAGUCACCUGUAGUCAUUUUAAUCUUCAGCGCCCUGUUAAAUGACUGGAAAUCUGUGUGAUGUUAUUUCUGAGUACACUGCUGUUGGACCACAGUAUGAGUAAUCAUUCCCACAUGUAUUAUCAGUAGUUUUAUGACAGGCUUAUGCAUAUUGACCCAACCAAAAGCCAACAGUGUUUUAACAGUAGCAGUAUGACUGUAUGACGACAAGAUGCUGCAGUGGAAUUCUUCAGGUUCAGAGGAUCUGCUGGGGAACAGCAGUGACACUGAGCUGGGCAAAGUGGAGCAAGUCCUUGUCCCAAUACUAGAUGCAUUGAUUCUGGUGCUGGGGGUGGUGGGGCACACCAUGGUGAUGGUGAUCCUGUGUGGGAGGCGGAGGAGGGGGAGGGGACAUACUGGACAGUCUCCUCACAGCUCUGUGACAGGCACAGGGACAGACAUCCUGCUACUGGCCCUGAGUGCUGCAGACCUGCUCUUGCUCUCCAUGCUUCCCCUCCACACUGCCGCCAUAGCCAUGCAGCGAUGGCCAUUUGGGGAUCUCAUGUGCCGUCUGGUGGGCUUUUUGGGAUCGGCCUGCUCCUCAGCCAGCGUCUUUACACUGGCCACACUGGCUGUGUCGCGCUAUCUCAUUGUGGUGCACCCUGCUAGAGCUUACAGCCUCCUCUCCCCUCGCCGGCUGUCUAUAACCGCUGUACUCCUCUGGGUCCCGGCCUGCUGCCUGGCUGCCCCCCAGCUGGUUUUUCGCUCUGUGGGAACCCCCCAACGAGCCCCCGAUGGGGCUGCUUGCUUUGCGUUCCUGUCCCACCGAGACCAACUGAUCUAUGGAUUGUUUCACUUUCUCAUGGCUUUCUUGCUUCCCCUGAUCACCAUCGCAGUGGCCUAUGGCAACAUCUAUGUGUUCCUGUGGAGGAGUCGCCACGCUGGCAGUGCCCCCCAAGUAGAGCGCCACCAGCGCAGAGUGACCCAGACCUCGGCUAUGCUGGUGCUGGCUUUUACUUUGUGCUGGCUGCCGUCCUAUGGCCUGACACUGGCCUUACUGGAGGAUAGGAGCUCAGGGGCCACUGGCACCUCACCACGGUACGGCCCCUUCAGUGUGUUUGCACGCUUCAUGGCAACCUCCUCUACAGUGAUGAACCCCAUCCUCUAUGUACUCAUGUCCCAAAAGUUCAGACAAGACUUACUGAGGCUGUUCAAGAGGGGAGGGCAAAGAGCAAGUGGGGCUGUGGCAAUGGCUGCUGCCUGAGAGUAUUAUUAUCAGGAGUUACCUUGAUAUAACUGGACACCUGACACACAGACACUCAGUAAAUCCUGACUACUGGGAAUUACAAUAAAAAAAUUACAAGCUAUUCACAUGAACAAAAUGGACAUGACCAUUGCCCUCAUGAGGAAAGUCUACUUAACAAGGCAAAACAACAGUGCUCUCUUAAAAGCAUUUGCUGUGAAUAUUGUACAAGGAGAUCAAACCACUUGCCUUGGGAGGUGCUGCUCCACAGGGACAGUGGGACAAACAAUGUUGAAUCAUGCAUUCCUUGUGAAACAGAUUAAAGUAAAGGCACUUUGGUGAAACAUUAA